AUGCAGCCAGCUGAUCAUCAAAACCAAGAGCUCUAUCGUUUUUUGGCCCAAAACGGGUUAAUUAACGUGAACAACAAUAAUGGUUCAUAUGUUGGGUUUCCAGGAGGAGCUAGCUGUGAUCAGUUUUCAGCUAUGCAAAGCUUUUGCAGCUCUUCUUCUUACAAUUAUUACCCUCUGGAAGUCUCUGGAGUUAGCACUGAACAUGAAACCUCACCUCAAGAUAGAGCCCUUGCUGCUCUCAAGAAUCACAAGGAGGCUGAGAAGAGAAGGAGAGAGAGAAUCAACUCCCAUCUCGAUAAGCUUCGAGGCCUUCUUCCUUGCAAUUCCAAGACAGACAAAGCCUCUCUGUUAGCAAAGGUGGUUCAACGAGUGAAAGAGCUGAAACAACAAACUUCAGAGCUCACUGAGCUUGAGAGCUUCCCUUCUGAGACUGAUGAAAUCACUGUGCUCUCUUCGGAUGAUUAUUCAAGUGAUGGAAGAAUUAUUUUCAAGGCCUCUUUGUGCUGCGAGGACCGGACCGACCUCCUACCUGACCUAAUUGAAAUUCUAAAAUCCCUCCAUCUGAAGACACUCAGAGCUGAAAUGGCCACCCUCGGAGGAAGAAUUCGCAACGUGCUUGUCGUUGCUGCGGAUAAAGAUCACACCAUUGAAUCAGUCCAUUUCUUGCAGAAUGCGUUGAAGUCUUUACUAGAACGCUCAAAUGCUAGUGAAAGAUCGAAAAGGCGACGCGUAUUAGACCGCACAUUAGUCCUUUAA
This is a messenger RNA of Prunus armeniaca (apricot), 756 nucleotides long. NCBI's taxonomy places the organism in Eukaryota, Viridiplantae, Streptophyta, Magnoliopsida, Rosales, Rosaceae. The record is from the annotation of a GenBank genome assembly.